AUGCGCUUCGUCGUUUUCGCUGCCAGCCUGCCCGGUGCAUUUGCUCUCUGGAACCAGGAGCUUUGUAAAGGCGCCGGUGCAUGCAUAGACAUAGGUGUCUUGGUCUCAUAUCCCUUUCGCUGUCCCGAUGGUAGCGCAAUCACGAGACCUUCCUUCGGGACGGAUUUGCAAAAAGCUGCUCUGGCCGGAGCUACUCGAAUUACCAAAGAAGAGUUUCCAAAGACGUGUUACGCGGGCAAAGUUCCCAGCGCGAAUGCCAUAUUUGUUCGCACCACGACGCGCAACGGUCAAACUGCCUAUACCUUCAUCGAAGAGGGUUGUACCGACCCGAACCCAAAGUUCCCUAAGGAUUGCUACCAUUACACAACCAACGCAUCUACAUACACAUUCUGCCAGCUAGUCGAUGCGAAAGGUGGACAGUGUACCGAGAACCUACAAGCCGGUAGGUGUGAGCGUUGGGGUGAUACAGCUGGCCGGACCGAGUGCAAAGAUUGGAAGAUUGGCCAGCCUGAUUUUCCCGAUGAUGAGUAG
Messenger RNA from Parastagonospora nodorum SN15, 531 nucleotides. RefSeq lists its product as hypothetical. Bases 1 to 531 code for a protein of 176 amino acids. The record is from RefSeq and is a predicted model, not a curated record. Lineage: Eukaryota; Fungi; Ascomycota; Dothideomycetes; Pleosporales; Phaeosphaeriaceae. The transcript is spliced from 3 exons.